Messenger RNA from Dioscorea cayenensis subsp. rotundata (Guinea yam), 1450 nucleotides. RefSeq names its product mitochondrial metalloendopeptidase OMA1-like. NCBI's taxonomy places the organism in Eukaryota, Viridiplantae, Streptophyta, Magnoliopsida, Dioscoreales, Dioscoreaceae. Gene Ontology annotation, molecular function: metalloendopeptidase activity. The transcript has 3 exons. The record is from RefSeq and is a predicted model, not a curated record. Gene Ontology annotation, cellular component: membrane. Bases 93 to 1085 code for a protein of 330 amino acids.
UUAUCAUGCCUGCCUCUGUUAAAAUUAAAAAAAGUGUCUCAGAAGACUCCAGAAGUGUCCUUUCAUCGCCCCUUCCUCCCUGACCCCAGGCAAUGACCUUCCUCCGUGGGUCACUCCCCCUCCUCCGCCGCUCCAUCUCCUCCAAGAUCCCUUCUUCUCCCAGACCCCAUCUUCCUCUUCCUCCUCCUCCUCUCUUGUCGAGAUCCAUCUCCAACCCUAACCCCACAGCGGGACGUAUCCCCAAUCCAUUCUUGUCAUGCCGCCGGUUCUACAACCUCGAUCGACUCCAGCUCCAAGAAUGGUACCACAACAACCAUGCCAUCAUCCUCGACCCCCUCGUUGUCUUUCUUGGUGUCAUCCUUGGCGGCGGAGGCAUCAUCUAUUACCGCUAUUUUGAGACCGUCCCUAUCAGUAAAUUCUCCCGCUUGGUCCUCCUCUCUCCUUCCACUGAGCGAGAGCUCAGCGAGAUCGAGUUUCAGGAGUUCAAAAAGGGCAUCGAGGGUAGGAUCCUCCCUGCCAACCAUCCCGAUAGCAUUCGAGUCCGCCGCAUCUCCGAGAACAUCAUUGAAGCCAUUCAACCAUGUCUCCAACAUGACAAUAGCUUUUUGGCCGAUCUCUGGUACGCUUUUGUGAUACUAGCUGCUGAGAAGUUUAAGGUGACUAGGAAGAAGGCGGCGGAGGCGGCGGCGGCGGAGGCUGAGAAUUGGGAGGUGUUUGUGGUGAGCGAUAAGACUUUUUAUGCCUUUUGCCUUCCGUGCGGCAAGAUUGUGGUUUCCACCGGAGUUCUUGAUCAUCUCAGGACGGACGACGAGAUAGCGGCUUUGCUUGGGCAUGAGGUUGCCCAUGUUAUUACUCGCCAUGGUGCUGAGGUAGCUACAAAGGACUUGUGGUUGGGUGUUCAUGAAAUGUGCCAGUUCAAUAUAUUUACUAUUCAGCAGCUAAUGGACCUCUUCAAUAGAAUGAGAAGAGAGACAGAUGAUAUAGGCCGCUUGUUGAUGGUGUAUGCUGGAUAUGACCGACGUAUCGCACCAAGAGUUUAUGAAAAACUUGAGGAGAUCCAGAAGUUUACUUUAUGGGACUAUUGAGAACAUGUCAUGUUUGCUUCUGAUUUCCUUCAUUAAUUGACUUUUCUCUAGGGUCUUCAUGUUUCUAUGCAGUAAGAUUUUAAGUUGUAUCACUUAAUCUACUUUUUUAAAUUUAGUUUACCUUCAAUCAUGAAAAUAUAAAUGUAGUAUAGAUUUUUCAAUUAGGCUUGUCAAUUAGCCUGGGCUUUGGCGGGGCCGGGCAUGACCUUCUUGUGCCAUGGCCGGGGUUUGAUUCCCUGUCGGCCCCGGAAAUGUAAAUUUAAAUAUUAUAUACAUGUAUAUCUUAUGGUAUAAGAUAUACAAACUUGAAGAGAUUGUAUAUUUAAAUGACAUUGGUCUUUGUUAUUUACUUAUACAAACUUGAA